Molecule: messenger RNA, 207 nt
Organism: Strongyloides ratti
Lineage: Eukaryota; Metazoa; Nematoda; Chromadorea; Rhabditida; Strongyloididae
Product: Proteolipid membrane potential modulator family-containing protein
Exons: 2
Coding region: 1-207 (68 amino acids)
Cellular component (GO): membrane
Source: RefSeq, a predicted model, not a curated record
AUGGUUGAUGAUACUUGCUACAAAGUUUGCCUCAUUCUUUUGGCACUUUUUCUUCCCCCUGUAGCUGUUUUGAUAAAAGAUGGAAUUGGACUUCAAUUUAUACUAAAUAUUCUUCUUUUUAUUUUUGGUGCAUUACCAGGAAUCGUCCACGCUAUAUGGGUCUGUUUUGUUCGUGUUCCAGAAGAAAAUCAACUCCAAGGACCAUGA